Molecule: messenger RNA, 7011 nt
Organism: Panthera uncia (snow leopard)
Lineage: Eukaryota; Metazoa; Chordata; Mammalia; Carnivora; Felidae
Gene: ABCF3
Product: ATP binding cassette subfamily F member 3
Exons: 21
Coding region: 40-2169 (709 amino acids)
Molecular function (GO): ATP hydrolysis activity; ATP binding
Source: RefSeq, a predicted model, not a curated record
GUCUAACGGCGCCUGCGCGGACGGGAGCCCUACUGGAACAUGGCGACUUGCGCUGAAAUCCUGCGGAGCGAGUUCCCUGAAAUUGACGGACAGGUCUUCGACUACGUGACGGGCGUCUUGCACAGCGGCAGCGCGGACUUCGAGUCUGUGGAUGACCUGGUGGAAGCAGUGGGGGAACUGUUGCAGGAGGUGUCCGGGGACAGCAAGGAUGACGCGGGCAUCAGGGCUGUGUGCCAGCGCAUGUACAACACUCUGCGCCUGGCUGAGCCACAGACCCAGGGAAACAGCCAGGUGCUACUAGACGCCCCCAUCCAGUUGUCAAAGAUAACAGAAAACUACGACUGUGGCACCAAACUUCCAGGACUGCUAAAGAGGGAACAGUCCUCGACAGUGAAUGCAAAGAAGCUAGAGAAGGCUGAGGCUCGACUGAAGGCAAAGCAGGAGAAGCGCUCAGAGAAGGACACACUCAAGACCAGCAGCCCUCUAGUCUUGGAGGAGGCAUCAGCCAGCCAGGCAGGCAGCAGAAAGGAGAGUCGGUUGGAAUCAUCCGGCAAGAACAAAUCCUAUGAUGUUCGAAUUGAGAACUUUGAUGUGUCUUUUGGCGAUAGGGUACUGUUGGCUGGAGCAGAUGUGAACCUGGCAUGGGGCCGCCGCUAUGGACUGGUGGGCCGAAAUGGGCUGGGGAAGACAACACUCCUGAAGAUGUUGGCCACUCGGAGCCUGCGGGUUCCAGCCCACAUUUCCCUGCUGCACGUGGAGCAGGAGGUUGCUGGAGAUGACACCCCUGCCCUUCAGAGUGUGCUAGAGAGUGAUACCGUGAGAGAGGACCUUCUGCGGAGGGAGCGGGAGCUCAGCGCCCAGAUUGCCACUGGCAGGGCUGAGGGCUCAGAAGCUGCACAGUUGGCAGAAAUAUAUGCCAAACUGGAGGAGAUUGAGGCCGACAAGGCACCUGCCAGGGCAUCAGUCAUUCUUGCUGGGCUUGGCUUUACCCCUAAAAUGCAGCAGCAGCCCACCCGGGAGUUCUCAGGUGGUUGGAGGAUGAGACUGGCCCUGGCCCGGGCCCUGUUUGCUAGGCCAGAUCUUCUGCUGUUGGAUGAACCCACAAACAUGCUGGAUGUAAGGGCCAUCCUGUGGCUGGAGAAUUACCUGCAAACAUGGCCCUCUACAAUCCUGGUUGUCUCCCAUGACCGCAACUUCCUGAAUGCCAUAGCCACAGACAUCAUCCACCUGCAUAGCCAGCGGCUAGAUGGCUACCGGGGAGACUUUGAGACCUUCAUCAAGAGCAAGCAAGAGCGGCUGCUCAACCAGCAGCGUGAAUAUGAGGCACAACAGCAGUAUCGCCAGCAUAUCCAGGUUUUCAUUGACCGAUUUCGCUACAACGCCAACAGAGCUUCUCAAGUGCAGAGUAAACUCAAGAUGCUGGAGAAGCUACCGGAGCUGAAACCUGUGGACAAGGAGUUGGAGGUGGUGAUGAAGUUCCCUGAUGGGUUUGAGAAGUUCUCACCACCAGUUCUACAACUAGAUGAGGUGGAUUUCUACUAUGAUCCUAAGCAUGUCGUCUUCAGCCGUCUAUCCGUCUCUGCUGAUCUCGAGUCCCGCAUUUGUGUGGUUGGGGAGAAUGGUGCUGGUAAGUCUACCAUGCUGAAGCUGCUUAUGGGGGACCUGGCCCCUGUCCGGGGCAUCAGACAUGCUCACAGGAAUCUGAAGAUUGGCUAUUUCAGCCAGCACCACGUGGAGCAGCUGGACCUGAAUGUCAGUGCCGUGGAACUGCUGGCACGCAAGUUUCCUGGGCGGCCUGAGGAGGAGUAUCGUCACCAGCUGGGCCGGUAUGGCAUCUCUGGAGAACUGGCCGUGCGCCCUGUUGCCAGCUUGUCUGGGGGCCAGAAGAGUCGGGUAGCCUUUGCUCAGAUGACCAUGCCCUGCCCCAACUUCUACAUUCUGGAUGAACCCACAAACCACCUGGAUAUGGAGACGAUUGAGGCUCUGGGCCGUGCUCUCAACAAUUUCAGGGGCGGUGUGAUAUUGGUAUCCCACGAUGAGCGCUUCAUCCGGUUGGUGUGCCGGGAGUUGUGGGUGUGCGAAGGCGGUGGCGUCACCCGGGUCGAGGGGGGGUUUGACCAGUACCGCGCCCUUCUCCAGGAACAGUUCCGCCGUGAGGGCUUCCUUUAGGGUCACCAGGCCGAGGACUGUGCCCAGGACAUGGACUGGUCUCUCAGACCCCUGGGCCGCGAUAUAGGCAACCAUCUCCAGGCCACGGACUUCCCCCAACUUUGGGGACAGCCUUAUUUCCAAAUCUCCUUUUAACUGGAGCAUCCUCUGCAUAACCCAGGGAGCCCCGUCUAAGUGUCUGUGAGGACUGGUCUUCAAGGGAAGGGGUGGGGGUGCCCUCUGGUUAUAGAUCCCCCCAACUGCCCCAGCUCUGACUGGGCCCCAAGUGGCUGCUGUGUAAAUUAAAUGUCCCCCUGCAUCUCCCUGGCCUCAUCUCUGCUGCUCAUUGGCAGGGCUGCAGCACUUGCCCAGUGUUAAGGGGCGUGGGCUCUGAGGUUUGGGCUUUUCCUGUAACACUUAUAUCAGUCACAUGGCCAGGUCCAUGGCAGCACCAGUCUUGCUCUGGAAGGAGGUGUCAUUAAAGCCACUGGGGCUCAGAGAUCACCUGCCUUACUUUGGGUGGCCUGAGCUGGUGGAAUGAAGGGCAAUGUAUUACAUCACUGGGGUAUACUAUUCCCUAUAGCCUGGGCUCAGCUGCAGCAGAAGGGGGCUUGGUUUGUGCUGCCUCAGUCCCACUGCUUGGAGGAGUGAACUGAUUGUGUAACCUGGCCUCCAGCAUGGUUUGUCAACUGCUUACUCCUGUGGUCUCUGACUUAGGCUCACCUUGCUUCUCUGAUCCUCGGCUGGAGCUGAAGAGAAACCGAGAAACUAUCUUUGUCCCAUUUUGCUUGGGUGGCUUCAUGUUCUUUAUUUUCCUUCGAACCAUGUAGGGGGGGCCUGGGAAGUAGGGAAUUGAGAAUGGGGUCGAAUGGGAAGAAACAGCACUUUGUUUUUAAAUCAAGGAAUCUCAGGAGAGCAGUUGUUUAACAGAGUACUAGCUCUUAUAAAUAUUGUUUCUUGAGGACUCCACUUCUAUAUGUAAUUGUUAGAAGACACUAAAAUAGGAACCUUGCCUUCCUCAAAGACAACAGAGAAACCAGAAUCAACAGAAGGAACUUGCUGGCUUCAUGGGAAAUUGUAGUCACAGGGGUCAACCUAAGAUUUGUAGCCCCCUGAGGCUGUUGUGGUAUGUAGGUAGCUGGGGGAAAGAGCCUCUUUUGGAGGAAAGGAGAAUGAAAUGAAGAAGGCUCUGUUCACUACACAGCAGGUGCUGAUAGACUGAGGAAGCUGGCCAAAGGGCCACUAGUCAGCCAACCUCCUCAGCCUCCCUCCCUCUUAGAAGUCCAGAGGUGUUCCAGCCACUUCUGUGUACCAUUGAAGUCACGAGGGUCUUCUCAUGGUCCCCACCACACUCCUCACCCUCAGGCCUGCAGGUGUGCCAGUUUGGGGGCCAUGUGGUGUAGUUUCUGUGCCUGCCUUUUUGGCCAGGCUCUCAGCCCCGUCACCCCUCACUAAUUUGUGAAUCCCUGUAGGAGUCCUCAAUUUCUCAGUCGGUGAGAAUGCAACCGAAGGGUUCUGUGACACAGAGUCUGCUUCUUUGGGUGUGGCUUUGUGUACAAAGAGCAAAGGCAUUGGAGUAGGGCCUGAAAUCAAGUCCCAGCUCCAUCCCCAGUAAUAGAAGGGGCCACUAGUAUUAGCUGGGUAAUCACAGCACAUCACAACCUUUUCGAACACCUUCCUACGUGGUUUCUUUAUAGGGUUGUCGUGAGGUUUAGAUGGCAAGCACGUAACAUAUAAGCCCUCAGAAAGCAAUUCUUGGGUGAGCGGUCUGUGAUUUGAAGACUAUUAUUAUUAUUUGGGGAAAGAGGAAAUUUUUCUCUUGAGUGGGUCCAUAGGUGGACCAAUUUGGGCUCAAAGGAAAGAAAACUUUUAAAUAGGCUGCUUUCUGGGAGUGAGUUCCCAGAGACUGUUCAGCCCUGCCAGGCUAUGGAGAAGGGCUCUGAGGGAGAAGCCAGCACUAGAUGGCCUCCAGACUGGCUUCCAGUUUAUGAUUCCAUGAAAGAAAUGUGAAUGAAGAGCUUUUAUAUAUGACAAUAUAAGUCUAUGCCGCAGGACUUGAGAAAGACGGCAUGAAUGAAUUGCAGGAGGUGAGAAAGAUCCCAGGAUAAGUGUGUAUGGUGAAUUUCUGGAAGUUAGGGGAGGUGAGUUGGCAGGAGAUGGUGGUCUUCAGGGAUGGAAAAUGGCAGCAAAAUCAGCCAUCUCCACUCCACAGGGCAAAGGGGAAAGUGACCCAAAAGACUGCCCUUGAUCACUCCAGACGGCCCAAUACAGCAGUCUACCCUUCCAUGCUGUGGAGACCCUAUCUAACACCAGCCAUUGGAAAGCUGGUCCUUCCCACAGCUACUGAUGCUGGAGCUGCCCUGCCGACAUCAGGCCUUUAAAGCAGUCCAGAGCCAGCCGGGUUGAAAGACCUCAGUCUGCAAGGCCUUCUUUGAAAUGCUGGCCUCCCCGCUUCUGCUGGCCUUACAUACUCACCAGUGCCUUCCCAGACAACCUGGUUGGUCGCCGGUGGACAAGGGUGCAGUGGGGGUCUGCACCUCAAAGAUGCCAGUCACAGAAUCAUUUAUUCCAAUGUGAUAUUGCUGUCUUGAGAUUUGCUAGACCUAGACAUUUUACUAAGCUUUCCAGGUAAAUUUUAGCACAGAAUAGGAGAGAAGGUACCAUUUACCCUGCCUGGCCAUGCCCCAGCCUGAUGUGUCAUUUGGAUACAGAACGUCUUACUAGGAACCGCUCCCCAGGCCUGGGUCUGGUCCACCCACAGAUGCAAACCAAACAACACCCCCGCCAGCAUCAGAGCACUGUCACUCUGCAUCAGCGGGAGCCCGCAGACUGGAUGACUGAAGGGCUGGGAGGGUUUUUCAAACCUGGGGUGAUGGACUCUGCUUCAGCCCCACCCUCUUCCAAGUGGGCUUCAUUGGCACUGUGUGCUUCCCCCAUUAUAAGCUGUAUGCCGAUAAGAUCGUAGUUCUGGUUUGCCUUGAUAUCCUUGAAGGCCAGGCCAUGGCUUGCUCGUCUUUGCACCUCCUGUGCCUGUCACAGGUUGGCUUCCCUGGAAAGCAGCUUGAGAUCAGUUGAGCAGAGGGAGAAGCCGAGCAGUGAUGCAGGCCCAGGAAAGGCUCAGCCAAGCCCACGUUCUGGAGCUGGGAUAGCCCUGCAGAGUUGGCCUAAGCUGAGGCAAUGGGUUCAGCCUUUAUUCUUCGGAGUGAUUAGUCUUUAGAUGCCAGCUGCUACCAGAACGAGGCGUGACCUUCGGAAAGGUUUUCUUCAGCUGAGGCAAUCCUCCUCAGGGGCUGACAAGUGAGGACUUUCUGCCGUCAAUACGCAGCAGCUGGGGCAAGUUCUUCACUCCUAAAGGGGGAUCUGGGUAGCCCAUCACAGCAUCCACUACAGUGCCUCCCAGUUAAUAGGUGCUCAGUUAAAAUGCUUGUUAAGUGACUAUUUGGGGAAAAUUAAUUUGAGAAAAAGUAGAGAAUGAUGGAGGAGAGAGCAGAGGCAAGAAGACCAACAGGGAGGCCAUGACCCAAAUCCAGCCCUACGGACAUGGAGUCGAGAUGAUGGAGGCAGAGGUGAGACCAGGGAGGAUGGUAUGCAGACUUAGCAAGGGGUUUGGAGCUCUGCCUAAAUGAGGGAGGGCUCCUUUUUCUGGGCCUGAGUCUUGAAAUAAGUGAAAUGAAAUGAGAACUUUGAGACACUAAGAGGUUAAAGAGAUAUUUGUUUUUAAACCUUCCCUUGUUCCCCCUUUCAACACAAUGCUAAGGAAGUAACAGUUAAUAUUUAUUGGGGUCUUAUGUAACAGGCACCGUUGUAAGUGCUACACCUGCACUAAAUCAGUCCUCGAAACCCUAUGAACUGGCACAGUUGUUAUCCCCGUUUUACAGAUAAGGAAACAGUUGACCGUGGGUGUCUGGGCUGGGAUUCAGGCCAGGCUGGCUCUAUAUCUCUAACUGCUACAGUGCUGCCACUUAGCUCUACUGUGUGACAUACUGAAUAGUCAGGUUCUUAAUUCCAAUGCUUAAAACUCACUAGUUGCAUGGAGCGGGGGAGGGGGAAAGUUUGAACAAGCUCCUCUCCAGAGGCUAAGCCGAUGAGUAGGUGUACCUGGCACAGUGGCUGAUGUGCUAGGUGCUCAAUGCAUCGUUAAGAAAUCCCAAAACACAGUUUAGUGGAAAGUCAUGCACUGGGGUUAGUCCAGCUCUUCCACCGGUGGCAUCUUGGAUAAGUCAACCUCUCCUGGGUAAAUUAUCCUUAAGUGGGCUUACUGCACUUUGUCCUGCCUGCUUCUUUGGGUAGUUGGAAGGAUUAAUUGAAACAAGGUCUUGCACACGCUUGGAUGGCUCAGUCAGUUAAGGUUCUGACUCUUGAUUUCAGCUCAGGUCAUGAUCUCACAGUUUGUGAGUUUAAGCCCCUCCUUGGGCCCUGUGCUGACAGUGUAGAGCCUACUUGGAAUUCUGUCUCCCUCUCUCUGCCCCUCCCCCAUUCGUUCUCUCUCUCUCUGUCUCUCUCUCUCAAAAAAAAGAAACAAGGUCUUGUGCAAACUGAAUGUUUUUAUAAACUGUAAAGUGCUAUGGAUCAGCCUGUGGGAGAACUGAUGCGGCAAGCACCCUAGAGCCUCCUCUGGAGACAGUCUCACAAAUGCUCAGGGGCCAUCAUCAAGAUGUCACCCAAGAAGGGCCACCCCACAGCCCUCAUCUGCUGAGCUGCACAUCAGAAAGCCACGGGUGCAGGAACGCCUAGCCCCUGCUGAGUUACAUGGGGUUGGGCAGAAAUCACCAUGUAAUUUAAGCCCAUUAUAAUACGUAUAUGUCAUGCCCUGUCGGUAAUUCUAGGUUUCUGUUUUAUGUUGAAUAAAUGGGUGGUUUGAAA